Molecule: messenger RNA, 3956 nt
Organism: Haliotis rufescens (red abalone)
Lineage: Eukaryota; Metazoa; Mollusca; Gastropoda; Lepetellida; Haliotidae
Exons: 3
Coding region: 57-698 (213 amino acids)
Source: RefSeq, a predicted model, not a curated record
CAUUGGUAGUACAGCCACACGCCAGUCUCCCGUCAGUGCCUUUAUUCACCUGAAGAAUGAUGUUGCCAGUUCUCCUUCACGUGGGCAUCUUCUUCAUGGCAUUUCCUGACAGGGUGCCAGGGAAAACCUUUCGCCAGAUGCUGUUUAGACAAGACAUGAUGUUUGACAACAUUCUUGUUUCAGAAAAUGUUGUUUUUCAAAUAUCGGACAUUAAAAACGCCAUUUCCUGCGCUAGAUCAUGCCUUGCGCAGUCGGAAUGUGAUUCCUUCUUUUAUAACGAAGAUCGCCAAGUCUGUAGUGGUCAGCAAUCUUCUCUAAAUCAGACCAGUGCAGGAUUCAGUCAACCAGGAUCAAGGUAUUUCAAACCCAUUCGUCAACCAUCAACAUCUCUUGAAUCGGAAGCACCUCGUUUGGGCAGCUGCUACGAGAAUGUAACUGAAGCCGCCAGUCGCAAUGGUAUCGAGAAGGCAUGUCCCAGUGGACUUCUGUUGAAGAUCAACUCCGAAAUCAAUGAAAUGAGGCCACUGGUUACUCAAAAAAUGACUAUUGGCGGACUCUGUUUGGAGGACAGAUGGACCUGGACUGGGGGAAGCAGCGUCACCCUCGUCUGCACCAACGACUGCCUUGUGUAUAAUCACACUUCAACUGACGAAUGUACUUCAGUUGUCAUGCAAUGGAAGUAUGUGUGUCAAGUCUAAUUGGUCUAAGUAUUCAAACUCUUUCAAACUACAUAUACUCUGCAACAAAAACAACCGCAAAGUGAUUUAAGAUGUAAAUGUUACGUAUCAUAUAGAUACUCGCAUGGUAUAUAGUAAUAGAUGAUGAUCGAAUGUUAAAAAAUGGCACACAUCAUUGUCAUUUACCCAGAUUUCGUAUGGCAUACAUGGAACAGUAGAUUUUCAAGAAGGUCAACUCUUCUCAAUCUCUUGCUUGUAUAGCCGCAAGUGUCGGGCGUUGCCUUGUUAGAUGUGUAGCCGAAGAAUCUCAUCCGUGUACCGUUGUGCCGAUAAAUUCCCCAGAACUUGCACCAAGUCUGUUCUACAAGUGUAGGAAAUGGCUGCUCACAUCGUCACACUGCCAUCACCAAAUCUGUGUAGUUUCGUGCAUAACUUUCCCCGCGUAAACACGACGUCUACCAUCCGCACGGCGAAGCAUAACACAUGACUCGUCACUUAACCCAAUUUGUCCCAUCUCACUGGUGACCAUACUCUAUAACCUUGACACCACUGACGUCGCAGCCGACGAUGCAGGUCCGUCAAGUUGACACCUCGAACUGGUCGUCUGGCGUGAAUACCCUCUGCGCGGGAACGGUACCUCACUGUCUGGGCCAAUAUCCUACACACAUCCUGGUAUUACCGUAGUUGUAGUGGUGGCGGUGGUGGUUCCUUCACGUAAAAGACGUAGCUGUAUGAGUCUUCCCUGUGCUCUGGUAGUGAUACGUGUUCGUCCGGAUCUGGGGAGGUCGGUUGUUGUCGCGUGUCUCUGAUUACGGUUCCACACUCUUGUAAUGGUGCUUGGUGCUACGUGGAAAAACCUGCUUACAGCUUAAGAUGAUUCUUCUGUUUGCACUUGGCCGAUGGCGUUGUUGCGUUUGGCUUCCGUCAGGCAUGGUAUAUUUUCGCUGUUCACCUGUUGUAAGAUUGUGAUGGCAUGCAAAGGAAAGCCCAGCGUUUUUAUAGCCCAACAAGUGAUGUUACACGUGCAUGUCAAUGUUGGUGUGUUUUAGCGCCAGAGUAUCACGUGGUUGUGAUUUAUCCUCAAUCUCAAUCCAUGCAGAAAGAAACAAACCAUUUUUUAUAUUAUUUGUGUACGGCUGUCGGCAGCACUCAGUCAGGUAUUUACAAUUUAACUACAUUUGCGUUACAUUUUUGUGCAGAGUAUAUGUCUGUUCUGUCUGUGGGUACUGUCAUGUGUUACAAAACGAAUGGAAUAUUGUGACGCAGUUUACUCCAAAUCAUGGUAAUGUUAUUGAAUGCUUUUCCUGAUAAGUAUCUCGCCCCACAUUUGAAAAGAACAAGACAUUAGGUUAGGUUAUCUGUAUCCCUGGCAGCGUAGUUGCCCCAAACACGGAAUAGUUACCAUGAACUAAAUGUGUUUGAUUGUUGUUCAACGCCGCACUCAGCAAUAUUCCAGCUAUAUGACGGCGGUCUGUAAAUAAUCGAGUGUGGUCCAGACAAGCCAGUGCUUGACAUCACGAGGGUCGACCCACGUAAUUGGUAUACAAUGACAUGCAUCAACCCUGUCAGCUAGCCUGACAACCCGAUCCAGUUAGUCUCCUCUUACGACAAGCAUAGUCGCCACUUACGACAAGCAUAGUCGCCAUUACAGCAAGCAUGGGCUGCUGAAGAACGGAUCACUAUCGAACUUGUUUGCAACUGAAAGUUUGUGUUUGACAUUACUAGAUGUUGAUUUGCGGUGUUAACAAGAAUAACUUACAUGUCAGCAUCUGUAUGUUUAUCUGUUGAUAUUGAUGUUCAUAUUCUGUGGCUUUUUGUCGUAAUCAAAUCAUAUCAGGACCAGAUCUAUGUUUAAGUAUUAAACAUCAAAACCAAUAAAUGCAAUGAUCUGUUUUUGCUCUUUAUAUGUGCACAUGUGAAUGUUUGCCGUAUUAACUGAAUCUUAGGACAGUGUUGUAAAUGUGUUCAGUGUUGUUGUCACAGCAGUCACCCAUUGUCUGUAGCCUGUUUUAUUAAUUAAUAUUAAAAUAAUGUAUCCUAAUAUUACAUACAAUAUAACAUAUAAUAUAGUAUUAUACAAUAUGACAUUUUGCAUUGGUACUGUGCGUCUUAUCUGCAACUGUUUAGAUAAUACUGAUCACAUUCCAAAGACACUGUUCGCCCUCGGUUAGUAGAGAGGGGGUCGAUGGACGACAAGACUCUGGCCCGUCUCUGGGGUCAAGUUUUAGACGACAGCAGUCAAGUUAAUGAAUUGUUGCAGGUUGAAAAAUGGUACAAGUAAUUAUAAUCACGUGACCGGAUGCACAUCGAGGCUGAGUAGCCAGUAUCCCGGUGCGGAGACCCGCUCUGUCACUUACACACAGGCAGAAAGUCGGACGGCGUUUCUUCAUCGUUUGUGUAGUCGUUGGUGAAGCGACAGCCCGCCCGCUCUACAAGUCUACCUGAUUAACCAUAUCGGGCAGAUUUUGUAGGCAGAAGUAUAACAUAAUCAAGAUCAGUUUCCCACGUGCAUGUACAUACGUAAGACCCGGCUACGUGAGGAAGUGUUAAUUAUCAUUUAUUGAUAGCGCUGACGUUUAUAGGUUCUGACCGGGGGAGGGUAGAUGAGAUAGCCGAUUGUUUGCUGAAUAUUUUAAACAUACUUUGGAAGCAUAUUAUAACCAUAAGUUAUUUUGGACGAAUGACGUAUUCAACUUAUUGAAGAGGUUGAAGUGAAAGUUAUAUUAAUUUCACAACGUUAAACAUAUUUUUCUUACUUUAUAUUCGCCCUUUUUAUUGGCUUGUCGGUUAUUUUUGGAAAUAGUUUGAAUAUGCUAAGGCAGACAUAAUCAACACUGAUUAUUAUUUAGAAUUGACGUUUUAUACUGUAUUUGGUGUGUAAAGUACAAACAGGUGUUGCGCUCAUAGAACAACAGAGUUUUGAAAACCAUGCAAAGCUUGUAUAAGCUGUGCAUAAUGUUGAAUAUAAACUGUUGUAGACUGUGGAUUGGUGGUUUUGUGAAUCGAGAAAUUGCAUGAAUAAUCUGAUGUCCAUUCAUGGUUAACCUUAGUGAUAACGUGUCAUUUUAACCAUUUAUAUGUGCCUUCCUUCAAGGAAAGUUAUUUUUAAUGGAAAUAUAUUUUCCCACCGAUCUUCUCCGUAAUAUUGCAAAUACGAGAGGGUGAAUUAUAAUAAUAAAUAAUAACGACAAAACUCUUUACAACUUCACAAGCACCCGCCAUCAAGGUUGCCUGUAUAUAGUACUAUACGUAUCCACUGAUACAUAUUUACAUAAUAAA